CAGGCAGCUGUUUUCCCUGAAGCCGGGUUUGCCAUGAGUUCUAUGUCCCGUUCCUGGAACACUGGUGCGUCUGUGAAAGACACUGGGGCUGGCUCCGCAGCGGCUGUGCCCUGAAGGAGGCGUGUUCCGGGGCUGAGGGGGCAAGGACACGUAAUGGCGGGGGCGGGGAGUGGGGAGCCACUGGCGGGAAGACAGGGAGGGAGAGCGCGUCUGGGGCGUGUGCGCCCAAGGCCAGAGGCACCCGAGGUGGGCUGGCCCGGGGUGGAAAGCUGGGCCGAGCCCCUGAAGCGGGCGGAACGGCGAGCCAGAUUCAGGAAGUUGUGCCUGUGACAUCAGGGGCAGGACAGAGUUGGAGUGAAACCUCAACUAUGCAAGGCGUCGGCCCGCAGGAGGGCAGGGAACACAGAGGGCGCUGUCCUCGGCGGCAGCGGCAGGUACGCGCGGGGGCGGGGCGGGGCGGGCUGCUCCCACGACCUCGGCUGACGCCGGGGCCCUACACGCCAGACCUGGCUAGGAGUGGGAGUGCAGAGGCAACCAAAAAGGAACUCACAGCUCGCUCCAGGGCCCGGGGCGCUGUCAGACAGGGCAGCACCCAGGAGAUUCCCUGGGCCACCACGCCUGCAGGAAGCCCUUCCGCGGACCGCAAGAUUUUUCCCCAUUUUGGAGAUGAAGAAACUGAGACUCAAAGCAGCUGAGUGACCUUCCCAAGGACACACACUGAACUGGGCAGUGAUCAGGAUCUGAAUGCACAGGGCUGGUGUUCAGCGAUUGUUUACUACGUUGAACGUGACCUCUAGAAAAGCAGUUCUGGCUGAGAUCCCCUGACCACACAGAAGAAGAAGUAACGUGGAAGGAGGCUCCCCAAGCUGGCCAUUGUGCUGCUGUGUGUGGAGGUGCUGUCAGUGGCAUGCCCAAACCCAAAGCUGGAAGAGGAAUAAAUUACAAGUGGUCAAGGUUGCAUCCUUUUGAGCCCAGGACCUGCUAGUAAGCCGAGAGGGUUCUCUGGCCCUAAUCUAGCCAAGCACCAUGGAGAGAAUCAGCGCCUUCUUCAGCUCUAUCUGGGACACCAUCUUGACCAAACACCAAGAAGGCAUCUACAACACCAUCUGCCUGGGAGUCCUCCUGGGCCUGCCACUCUUGGUGAUCAUCACACUCCUCUUCAUGUGUUGCCAUUGCUGCUGGAGCCCACCAGGCAAGAGGAGCCAGCAGCCAGAGAAGAACAAGAAGAAAAAGAAGAAGAAGAAGGAUGAAGAAGACCUCUGGAUCUCUGCUCAACCCAAACUUCUCCAGAUGGAGAAGAGACCAUCACUGCCUGUUUAGUUAGGCAGGAAGCAGAGGUGUUUCCUUUCUGGGGCUAAGUCUCCUUCUGACCACACACAGACAUUUCAGGAACCCCUGAAAUGAUGCACUUUGUCCACAGAGUAACUACUCAACCAAGGAACAAACCUCAGACUAAGUGUCCCGGUGGAGGGCAGUCCCAGGGACCACGUGGACAAUUCUUGGAUACUGUCUUGGCAGCUAUGUGUCCAAUAGCAAUGCUCCUUACUGCAGACCCAGGCAUGCCUCCCACCUGUCUCUGGCAUACCCCAUAUGCAAAAGCACAAAGAACAUUUAUCCAUACAUCUUGAUAUGGUUUCCAAGUGUGUGCACAUGCACAUAACACACACACACACAAAUUCAGGCAACAGGUACAUGGGCAAGUAUAUUCUGCUCAUCAAAUGGUCAUUGGCUAUGUACUUUGUUCAGGGAAGUACAUUAUCUAUAAUCACAAAAAUGUCUCACGGGAAAGCCUUGCCAGAUUCAGACACAUAUAUACAAAUUCAUAACCAGCAAGGCCCCCAUACACCAUCUAUUCCAUAAGCCACUCAGGUUAGAUAUGCAUGCUUUCCUAUUUCUAUCUCUACACAUAAAUUUUACUGGAAGUACUCAUAAUUGGACAUUCCAGCAACCUGCUACAGUCCCCACCCCUGUAUGUCUUGAUACAGACACACCAAGUUUAUGUGCCUCUGACGCCUCACCUGUGCCAAGAUAUUUAAAGUGUCAUGGUUCAAAAUUCAUUGAAAGCUCUUUUCUUGUAACUCAUGACAAGGUCCGUCCUCAUUGCCACUGAGAGGUGUUUAAUGUGGUCCAAGACCUCUCUUUGAAACAUGACCCCCCGAAACCACUCAGCAAAGUGCCUUUCUCCACAAACAGCUCUUGGUAGUAACUGCUAGAAAGCUGUGGAAGCCCACUCAUUUAUGUCAGUGGACUGCAAUUGGGUACCUGUGCAAUGUAUGUUUUACAGAUGGAAAGGGUAAGGAGAUGCUACACCUGAGCUAGGUAUCUCCUAUAUAACCAAAGUUUCCAGCAGGGAAGGAACUAGACAAUCAUCAGGACAGUCUCACAGAAGGCAACACUGGAAGUGAUGUCAUAAGGUUGUAAUGCGUGCAUGGUAUGGCACAGGCGGGAUGCAGAGGUAAUGGAGUUUAAAUGAAAGUAGGAUGAAGCUAUAAAGAGCUUUACUUAUGUUUAUCUUGAAGCUCAGGCAAGUGCCUUGCACACAGUAAGUACUUAUAACUGUCUGUGGUUACUGUUGGAUAUAUGAUGUUGUUAAGGGUAAGCUUGUAAUACCUCACCAAUUCUCCCCAAGUGAUCUUCUCUUCUAAGUGAGCCCACUAAUUGCUGCAAUGGAUGAAAUUGGGUGUUUAAUGCUGCAGGUGGGUACAUGUAGGUGACAUGUGUGCCCUGAGGUAUGUGAGGACAUGUAUAUUAGAUCCACAGUGAGCUGAGGAGGGCUUUCCCCACCAGAGAGAGGUUGGGAAGCAGAGUUAAUCCACUUAUAGGAUGAACUGGUUGGUAUUUUGAUUGUAUUGUGACUGUAUUGCAAAGAUGGACAAUUCACUCCUUGGGAGCAAGUUGUGCUCUAGAAGUUUAUUUGCAAAUAUGCUGGGAAGCUCUCUUGAAGUAUUUUCCCAAGGAAGCUAUUCUACACAGUGGCAAAAUUGCUAUCUAAUUAAUAACGUAGCUAAACUAUGAUAUUUAUAGUAGCAAAAAACUAAAUUCUAUAAGAUUGCAUUAAAGGAAAGAUAUAUUCUAUUUGCUUAUUUGGGCUGCCUGGUACUCACCUGCCCUCCAGGUGUACUUUAGGCCCGUGGAGGGUGGGCAUUUAGUGGUGACCCUUGCACCAGGGUUUUCUAACAGAUGACCCCUGUGAAUCAUCAUUCAAACCUGCAUAUAUUUUAUAGCCAGUCGCAUUUGCCCUCUCACCGUAUAUGGCCGUAAACUGCCUGAGCGCUCAGGCCUCCCACUCAUCAACCCCUUUGACCAGAGAAAGCAGCACUCUGGUUCUCUAUCCCCUUGUCAUAUAGAGAGUUUUUCAUGGAGCCUCUGGCUGUGCCCUUCACAUAACAGAAUGACUUGCCAUCUGCCUGCACCAAACCCAGGGAUGUGGGAGAUGUCUCCCCACAUCUCCCACUGCUCACCAGGACAAGCUGCCCUUCCUGUCUCCACCUCUCAGUCCCCCUAAAAUGGAUGGCUGGGGAGACGUGGAGGCUGACAGCUGAGACGUGGUGUCAGAUAUGAUCUAGGAGGGCGGAUCACCAGGAUCCGGGACCAUACAAGUAACAUGGUUUCCAUGGCAACUGCUUGCUCCUUUGAAUUAAGACAGCAGUCAGUUGUCAUUGCCAUGACAAGGCCUCUAUCUCCAGGCACAGUGUCCCUGCUGUCUUCUAAUCCAAUGGACUUGCUGUCACGCCAGGCAUGAAACACCCAGGACCUCACUUCUCAGUCACUUCCACAGCCUAUGACUCAGAAGAGCCAAACCCAGAAUGGGGCCUCUCUUUUCCUCACCACAGCCUCCCCUGACAACAUUUCGUGGUGUAGCUAGAGGAGUCCCAGCGCAGGAUUGGCCUUUUGUUAAAUAAACAGGUGCAUGAAAGGAGCCUAAGGCCUUUCGUUGGUGUCCGCUCUCUUCUUUCCACUUCCUUCUCAUCUUUUUCUCCGUGUUUUAUGCUUCUCUGAUUCCCUCUUCUGCCUGCACCAGGCCAGCCCCAGCCCUUUAUUCCUCUCCAUUUUCACUCUUUCCAGCCUCUGUCCCUGAACUGCCACUGGACCUCAGAACCAGAGACUGCUUGACUCAUCUGGGGAGGUUAAGUUCACGGGGGACAAAAAAAGGAUUCCUAAAGAAGAGGCUUCCUAGACCAGCACAGGCUCGAGAAAGAGAUCCCCUAGGCCUGGACUUCUCCGGCCGGCAGCCAGAGGCGGCCUUUCCCCAUUGCUCGAUGGAUUCCAUGUUUUUAUUUCUUGGGGGGGAGCAGGGAGGGAGAAAGGUAGAAAAAUGGCAGUCACCUUUCCAAGAAAAAUACAAAUGGUCCAAGCUGUAUAGUAUUUGUCAGUAUUUUUUUUUUCUGUAAAAUUCAAACACACACAAAAGAAAAAUUUAUUUAAAUAAAAUACUUUGAAAAUGAAAA
Molecule: messenger RNA, 4448 nt
Organism: Chlorocebus sabaeus (green monkey)
Lineage: Eukaryota; Metazoa; Chordata; Mammalia; Primates; Cercopithecidae
Product: KIAA0040 ortholog
Source: RefSeq, a predicted model, not a curated record